Messenger RNA from Histoplasma capsulatum G186AR, 687 nucleotides. RefSeq lists its product as uncharacterized. Lineage: Eukaryota; Fungi; Ascomycota; Eurotiomycetes; Onygenales; Ajellomycetaceae. The coding region runs from base 1 to 687 and encodes 228 amino acids. The record is from RefSeq and is a predicted model, not a curated record. The transcript is spliced from 3 exons.
AUGUGGUGUCAGCAACAAUUCAGUUUUCAUUACUGUACUGCAUGCCUUCGCGCACGCCAUCUUGGGGCAACUUUUCACCGUGCUGAUGAGGCUGUCUCAGCUAGAAUCAAAGGCCUUUUGCAACAUGCACAACAAAUUCAAACAGCGGAUGGUAACCAAGAGAAGCAGAAUGGGUCACCCAACGCAACUGAGGGCGCAAUGUCGAGAAGACCAUCCAUACUGGCCGACGAAUCGAUGUUAGAGGUUAGUGGAUCUUCGCGCAAAAUCAUGUGGGAGGCAAGUUUCUCUGAGGAUUUGAAAAAGAUCAGCCCUUAUAUCGACACCGCGGAGUUCUUACCAAAUGAGAUUAUUCAGAAACAGGACAUUAUCCCACCGUGGAUUGAGAAAGAACAGAGGAUGGCCAAGGACAUUGAGCGUUUUUGGAAGCAGUUGCGUAAUGAUUGGGAAAAACACAUUGUGCAACUCAAUGCAAGGUCUCUGGAGACUGCGGAAGCACGGUUGGACAAUAAUGGAGGGAGUGGGUCAAAUGGGAUUGUAGAUGAGGAAUCCGCUGAGGGGAUGGAUACAGAAGGUGGGAACAAGGUUCGAAUUAAAAAUGAAGGAAGUUUCAUCCCGGACCCCAAGUCCCCAACUAUCUCCCAUCCGACACCUGAGAACCAACUCUCCGAACUUCCCCGUGUAACAUAA